Phytomonas sp. EM1 is the source of this 1641-nucleotide messenger RNA. Lineage: Eukaryota; Euglenozoa; Kinetoplastea; Trypanosomatida; Trypanosomatidae. The record is from the annotation of a GenBank genome assembly.
GUUUAGUAGAUGGAAAACAUAGUAGUAUAAUUGUUACCCACACAAUUGAAAACAAUACAUCAAAAUUUCUUUGUGGUGGUAAGGAAAAACACUGUCUGUGGAUACGUUUUGUAAAGGUCGCCCUGCUUAUCCCCCUUACACACACGAGCGCAUACUAUCUGUAUGUUGUUUUUAAUCAGAGGUCAUCCCUCUCAGGCUCCAUCCGCGCUUCCAUAGCUUGAGGAUAAAGGAGGUGCAAGGGGUCACACAGGAACUGCAAAUCGUGUGUUAUGGGUGAGGUCAUCCUACUCGGCAAAAUAGAUGCGGUAGUGGUGCAGCUUCGUAUGAAGCCGUCUAUAGGGGGUACAGACAAUAAGGACCUGCCAGAUUCCCUUCCUUCCGGUGUCACAGUCAGGUGAGGUUGAGCCUCCCUGAAGCGACAACAGAAGACGUGAACUGUGUUACACUGCUGUCGCAUAAGUCAUGGCAAAUCAGCAAAAUCCACCCAAAACCAACUAAUCAUAAAUGUGAGUUCAUUCUGGUUAUUCUCCUAUGGCUGGUUCUUGCGAGUUGGCUUGUCAUCAAGGCCCGAUUAAAGGCCAUUUUAUCAUGACACCGCUUCUCGGCGCGUGCAUCGUAGUCAAGCUAUCGAGCGCUUCAUGUAGAUAUUCUAAGACUCGUGUGAGAGUCUGUACAGUUACAACAGCCAGUUGGAUAUCCUACAUUGCACUCUCAGAGUCAUCGCCUAAGAGUGUUUCUAUAGUAAUCGUGCCCGUUUGUAAAGUUUCGAUGGAGUAGAUAACACGUAAGUGCAUCGGGUAAUCCUUUACCAAUGGGUCUAAGGGCGGUUAUGGUGCAUCAAUUCGCAAAGUCAAGCGUUAGUUCGAAAUGGUAGGAGAUCAAGACCACGACGAGUUCUCUCGACCCUGGACAUAUAAGUAUUUCAAUCGUACAAAGCUACCACUGGCGUCAGUAAAAGGAACUAGUCUCGUGGCUUAACUGUGAUAGAACCUCACUAGAACCUUGGGCUGCGCUUUUCGAAAGGAAUAUUGUGUAUAAGAUACUUUGCGUAGGUGCUGAACUGCAAAAAUCAAUUUGGUUCGCUAGCUGAGUGACGGGGACUGUGUGCCAAAAUCUUUGAGGCUGUCUUCAUCAGAUAUGAAUACUAUGGAGCGUCCAGAAUGCAUGAAUAAGACACUCUAGAUACACAGUGUCGCGUUACAGUGAUAAUCGUAAAUCAAACUUCAAGUUGAAAAUGCAAUAGGUCCCGGAAACUAUCAUAUCACCAGCAGCAUCAGGUUGAUAUCGAAAUGCACCACCAAGAUGAAAAGUACAGGAACGUCAGUGAAAAAGGCUCAUUAAGAAGCGAUAAGUGUGUAACUAAAGCAUGUAGAUUGUUAUCGAGGGAAAAUAAACCGUGUGAAAAAUAGCAGUGCUACCUAAAUGGGUGCGUUUCCGCACACGUGUGCAUGACAAAUAAAAAGCAUACUUAAUGAGUCACGUAUUUGAAAGUACCAAAUGCAGAGAGGGUAAAUAAAGCGACCUAUCGUGUUAUUCUUACUCUAUUCAAUCCCUUGAAUUCGAGAAAGAAAUAUUUGUGCAUAUAUUGAAGUUAUGGUUCUACAAAAUAUCUGUGUAAUUUAUAAUGGCAGAAGGAAAAUA